UCGGGGCCUUUUAGAUGGAGAAUUAUUUGGACGCACGAAUACUGACUGCUCCAAGAUUACUUUUUCUCGCGAUCAAAGCGGGAUACACGGCGGCCACGAACUGUAGUGGAAGCAAUCGGAUUAGGCAGACGCAAGAAACGCGUCCUUGAGAGAGACAGAAAAUGAGAAGAAAAGCGUGGAAUUGGACUUCAGAAUAUUUAUUGGUCCCUUGGAAAUAAAUACGAGAAUGCUUCUCCCAGAAACUUCCAUGCUGACUCGGUAGUAACUAAUAUAUCAGCAUUUGAAGAAAAGUAGGCUGAUCUGAGAUCGCCACGAUGAUCGACGAAUAGUACAAGGCAAUACAUCUGAGCUGCGGCAUCUAGUUCCUUAACUUCUUCUGACUGUUAUUCUUGCCAAGAUCGAGCCGCAGCAGCUGCUGGGUAGGAAAGAACUGCCGCUGUCGAUUCGCAACUUUUCAUCAUCACACAUCAGUACAUCACUGCUGCCUGUUUCCAAACUAGCCACGAUCAGAGACUGAAUCCAGCGGAUGGUAUGACUAUCCGGUUGAGAAGUCGUACCGAACCAAACGAGCUAAUAAUUCUUAAAAAAGAAUUAGGUUUGCGCAUAUUAUUACCAAAAUUUUAUACUCAACAAGGCUACAAUAAAACCCAACAAAAUUGUACUUGAAGACUUGAAGUAGGCAAAUAGCAUAAAGUAAGAUAUGAGAAUGGUCAGUAACGUACUGCCCCAGCGGCUAUAGCGUUACGGGAAGACCAAGAUGCUCGGCGCUUGUGCUUCCCCUCGAAGGCACCUACGCCUUGGCCAUUUUGGUUUUGAUCCUCGUCUCCUCCGGACCACCCCAAGCAAAAGAAGAAACGCGCGCGUCGCAUCGCCCGUUUCCAAUUCCAAUUCCGCAUCGAAAAUUCCGACGGUGUACGGGUGGGAGUGGGACCCAGUGUCAGCGUCAGCCAAGCGUCUAGAAGCCGGCAAGUUGACUCGGCCAGCCGCGGUCCUCCCAGUUCGUACCGGUGACCCCAAGCCCAUCUCGACCGUCCAUUUCCACCCUUCCCACCAUCAGCCCAUCAGGGCCGUCCUUCUCUGCAGCCCUCGCGUCGGCUACCCGCCAAUUCUUUGCCUCGCGCUGAAACCGCGUCCUCUUCUUCUUCAGUUUCUCCUCCGAUCCGUCUCUUGGAUUCUCCCAACUCCGGCCAUAUUGCCGGGGGCGGAGCAGGAGGAGGAGGAGGACGUCGUCAGAGAGGCGCCGCGGACCUCCUCUCCCCCUCCGCCGCUGGUGCUUCCUCAGCCUGCCUGCCAACCCCAGUCCCAGGCCUCCGCCGCCAUGCCGAUCCGCAAGGCGCUGGGCGCGGUCAAGGACCAGGCCAGCAUCGGCAUGGCCCGGGUCUCGGGCGCCGUCAAGCCCGACCUCGACGUCGCCAUCGUGCGCGCCACCUCCCACGACGGCGCGCCCCCCGACGACCGCCACGCGCGCGAGGUGCUCCGCCUCGCCGCGGGGGGCUCCCAGCGCGCCUGCGUCGCCUCCCUCGCGCGCCGUCUCGCGCGCACCCGCGACUACGUCGUCGCCGCCAAGUGCCUCGCGCUCCUGCACCGCCUCGCCGCCGAGGGGGACCCGCACCUCCGCGGCGAGCUCCUCCGCCCCGCCCAGGCUGGGAGGCGCGCCGGCGAGCCCGUCCUCUCGCUGCUCCUCGACUUCCGCGACGAGGCGCACGCCGCGUCCUGGGACCACUCCGCCUUCGUCCGCGCCUACGCGCUCUACCUCGACGAGCGCGUCCGCUUCCUCGCCUCGCUCCUCCCCCCGCCCCGCGUCGUGCGCUUCGCCGACGACUACACCAGAGGCAUCGGCGGCGGCGGCGGCGCGUCCCCGCCCGCGCCGGCGUCGGUGCGCGACAUGGACCCCGAGGGCCUCCUGGUCCGCGCGCGCCAGCUGCGGCUGCUGCUCGACCGCUUCCUCGCGUGCCGCCCCGCGGGCGCCGCCAGGGACAGCCGCGUCGUGCUAUCCGCGCUCUACCCGCUGCUCAAGGAGAGCUUCCAGCUCCACGAGGACCUCUCCGCCGUGCUCGCCGUCCUGCUCGACCGCUUCUUCGACAUGGACUACCCCGAGUGCGUCAAGGCGUUCGAGACCUACGUCAGCACCGCCAGGCAGAUCGACAGCCUCCUCGCCUUCUACGCCUGGUGCGACGACGUCGGCGUCGCGCGAUCCUCCGACUUCCCCGAGGUCAAGCGCAUCGACGAGAAGCUCCUCGAGACGCUCGAGCAGUUCCUGCGGGAGCGCGGCCAGGCAGGCCGCAGCUCGCCGCCGCCAGUUCCGGCACAAUCGGCGCCCCAAUCCACCGGGCAAGCCCAAGACGACGCCGACAUGAACAGCGUCAAGGCGCUCCCGGCGCCGGAGACCACCCGAUCGGUGCCGGCGAAAGCCUCUGCGGCUGCGGCACUGGCGGCCAACAACAUGACCAGUCAGGCUGAUCUGGUCGACCUCAGAGAACCGGCGGACGAGCAGGAGAACAAGCUCGCGCUCGCGCUCUUCUCCGCGGCGCCGGCGACGAGCAGCGGCGCCGACAGCAGCUGGGUCGCGUUCCCGUCGGACUCGGACGACGCUCCGCCGGCGGCGACCUCGGCGUGGCAUGCGCCGGCCGCGGAGCCCGGGAAGGCGGACUGGGAGCUGGCGCUGGUGGAGACGGCGAGCAGCCUGUCCCGGCAGACGGCGUCCCUCGGCGGUGGGAUGGACCCUCUGCUCCUGGGCGGGAUGUACGACCAGGGCGCGGUCCGGCAGCAGGUGGCCGCGCAGGCCGCGUCGGGGAGCGCGAGCAGCGUGGCGCUGCCGGCGCCCGGGCGCAGCGCGGCGGCGGCGGCCGUGCUGAUGCUGCCGGCGCCCGACGGCACGGUGCAGGCGGUCGGGGGCGACCCGUUCGCGGCGUCGCUGGCGGUGCCGCCGCCGUCGUACGUGCAGAUGGCGGAGAUGGAGCGGAAGCAGCAGCUGCUGGUGCAGGAGCAGCAGAUGUGGGCGCAGUACCGGCAGGGCGGCAUGCGGGGGCAGCCCGCCGGGUUCAGCGGGCUCGCCGCCGGCAGCGUGUUCGCGCCGAACACCGCCGUGGCCAUGCCCUACGGCUACGGAAUGCCGGUGGCGUACAACCAUGUCGGCGGAUACUAUUAGCGAUGCGAUGCGAGGAUCAUGGUUGUGUGAAUAACACUACUCGUGAUCGAUGGCAACAAGUUAUAGUGCUUGUCUCUCGAUCGAUUCUGAUACUGAGAUAAGAAUCCGGUUCUAUACUGAUAUAAGAAUCCGGUGCUGUUGGAUGUC
Messenger RNA from Panicum virgatum (switchgrass), 3295 nucleotides. Its product is annotated as probable clathrin assembly protein At4g32285. Gene Ontology annotation, molecular function: 1-phosphatidylinositol binding; clathrin heavy chain binding; phosphatidylinositol-4,5-bisphosphate binding. The record is from RefSeq and is a predicted model, not a curated record. Gene Ontology annotation, cellular component: clathrin-coated pit; clathrin-coated vesicle. NCBI's taxonomy places the organism in Eukaryota, Viridiplantae, Streptophyta, Magnoliopsida, Poales, Poaceae. Bases 758 to 3148 code for a protein of 796 amino acids. The transcript has a single exon. Gene Ontology annotation, biological process: clathrin coat assembly; vesicle budding from membrane; clathrin-dependent endocytosis.